CCCAGAGCGGCGGACCCGGGCUCCUCCUGCAGCCUGCAGCCUGCCCCGGCCCCGCACCAUGCCCCGCACCGUGCCCCGCACCGUGCCCGGUGCCCCGGCCGCCGCCGCCCCGCUGCUGCUGCUGCUGGCGCUGCUGCUGGCGGCGGCCCCGCCGCACGGCGGCUCCGACAGCCCCAAGGGCAAGCAGAAGGCGCUCCGGCAGCGGGAGGUGGUGGACGUGUACAAUGGCAUGUGCUUACAAGGCCCCAGUGGCGUUCCUGGACGYGAUGGAAACCCAGGAGCCAACGGGAUCCCUGGGACGCCUGGGAUCCCGGGYCGGGAUGGGCUGAAAGGGGAGAAGGGCGAGUGCAUGCGUGAGAGCAUCGAGGAGUCCUGGACGCCCAACUUCAAGCAGUGCUCGUGGAGUGCGCUGAAUUACGGCAUCGACCUCGGCAAGAUCGCGGAAUGUACCUUUACAAAGAUGCGCUCCAACAGCGCUCUCCGCGUGCUCUUCAGCGGUUCCCUCCGGCUCAAGUGCAAGAGCGCCUGCUGCCAGCGCUGGUACUUCACCUUCAACGGGGCAGAGUGUGCCGGGCCUCUGCCCAUCGAAGCCAUCAUAUACCUGGACCAGGGAAGCCCAGAGCUGAAUUCCACUAUCAAUAUACACCGAACUUCUUCAGUGGAAGGUCUGUGCGAAGGGAUCAAUGCUGGCUUGGUGGAUAUUGCCAUCUGGGUUGGGACUUGCUCAGAUUAUCCACGGGGAGAUGCUUCUACUGGAUGGAAUUCAGUCUCCCGAAUCAUCAUUGAAGAACUGCCAAAAUAACUUCCCUCCCUUUUUAUAAUGCUUAUUUUAAUUUUUUUUAAAAUUUUGUAUCGUUUUCUUCAGAAUUUAUUUCAAUAGAGUUGGGUGCUAGUACUGGACUAAAGGGCACCAAAGCCUUGCAUCAGUAGCCUUUGUCUUGUUUUGCACAUGGCAGAGGCUUUUUAUAAUAAUAAUUUUAGAAUAAAAAUAUCAAACUCAAGUGCAUUAACUUUUAAAAUUUCUUGUUUGAUGUAAUACCACCACUGUUUUAAGAAUUAACCAUAACUUUUUGUAUCAAAUAAAUAAGAUCUUUUACAAAAAAAAAAAAGACAAACAAAAAAUACCCCAAACCAGGCUAUUUUAUUGAUUAUUAAUCUGCUUAAGGUAUUUUACAUYGUGUUAUAAUACAUAAUUUUUUUAGAAGGCUUUCUCUAUAAAAUUCUAAGAAAAUAAAAUCAGGUGCUGGCUUUAGCCUUCAGAAAACAUACAUAAAAUUGACUCCUGUAAACCUGACUGCAGAAUAAGAUGGUCUGCUGUUACAGUCUUGUCUUUCAACAAACUCCUGGUGACUUAACUGUGACCUAGACACUGUGGUAAGUGUUAAAUACCUCAYUGUGAAUAAUUAAACAAAAACAGACUGCCUAAGCCCUCCUUCUCUCUCUUGCUUCUUGAUAAGACUGGAUUUCACUGUAAUAUCUAUGACUGAUUUCCACUACUGAGUUGCAGACAAUAAUUUCAUUGCUCCUAUAAAAUAAUUACCCUGGAUUUAGCCUUUCACACAUGUAGAAUCAUUUUGGUASCAGUUAAAAGCUGGAUACAUUAAGUAGUUUAGAAGAUACAGAAAUAAGGCAGGUUGAAAUACCUAGGCUUUCAAAAAGUGUUCUGGUACAGCAAAAACAACAACAUCACAGCAAGUGACAACACUGAUCAUGCCAGCAGACCAUUAGCUUGAGGGUUUUAAAUACUUUCUUCCAAAUUCUGCAAAUGACAUACUCAAGUAAUUUUAAUAGUUGUACACAUUCUGAAGAGAAACAAUAGUCAUAUUUGUAUUACAAAAUCAAUUUUACAAUAAUGAAAUAAAAAACCCAUGAAAAGCAUGUACAACAUGCAAAAAUCUCCACUCUUCCAGAAGUUAAAAGGAAAAAAACUCAUUAAAUCUGAAUGAAAUAAACAAAUUUAUUUCAACUAUUUAGGAUUAAAUCUCAUCUUCUUUUUUGAACAGGCUGUAAGAUUUCCCCCAGGCAUCUCCCAGACUGGUAGCUCUCGCYUGUAGCUGCUGCAGAUAGCAGAGGAGCACACGUGCAGUGAGGGRAGCAUUUGGGCUUGCCCAACUGUGAGACUGUGAGAUUUGCUGCAAGCCAGCGAGUUACACAGCUGGUAUUUUGUCUCUGAAGAACUGUAAUGUUUUCACUGGCUUGGAYGAUGGUUUUAAGGUAUCUGAGCACAAACGAGUUACUAUGAGCUGAGCUCUGGUGUGAAUGUACAGAAAGUCAGUUAACAUACAGUAAGUGAUUGUGCACAUGCCUGCAGCCUGACUUUGCAUUUAUCCUCAAGCACAACUGAGCUGUUCUGGGCCCAGAGCACACUAAUCCAGGGUAGUACGUGCACAACUUUAUCCUUUUCUUUAUGAUUUUUUUCAUACGUCUGUGCAAUAUAUUCUGGACCCUGGGUGGCAGAGUUGACUUCAUUCUGUGUACCACAAAACACACAAACCCAAGUAAGCACCCUCCAAAGGCAGAAGUUAGCUGCUGUUAUGAAUAUACAUAAUUUGCAUGGUAAACUUCCAGUAAACUUAUCUUCAGCUAAAUACACACGGAACAUUCCGUAUUAAAAACCAAAGCCAGCCAUACUAGGCCUAAUGAGAUUAUUAUUUCAAAUUAGACUAUCAACUGUAUUGGUARAUGAGAUGAAUUGUGGAAGACAAAGUGGAAAUUAUUAAUAAUUAAUCACAAAAUGUGUCAUGUGGCAAUAACAUCUACAAAAACAAGCAAGUGGCUUGCUGAAUUAAGAUUCAGAAUACUUAGUAGUUUCUGUCCAGAUUUUAAUUAAAAAUUUAAACCAAUUCCCCGAUCUGUUAAAUUUUUAUUAAAAAUAGUUCUUCUUGCUUUAGGUUAGUCUGGUAAACAGGAAACUUCUUUAAGUGAUUAUUCAGGAUUACUCCGCUCCUUACAUAACUGAUUAUUUCCCUGUAUGUGCUGAAUAGCCUUUGCUAAUUUAUUUCCUUGAAAAAUGAUACUUUCUAGAUACUUCUUAAUAUCUUCUUACUAACAACARAGGGCAGAUGUUAGGGUCAAUAAUGCAUUUUCCUAAAGAACUAAAAAAACCCUCAACCUGUUCUGUUUUUUUUUUUUUUGAAGAAAGUCCUGUGCACAGGGUUUUUUUUUAGACAAGGAAUUUUUUUCUGCAGAGAAUAUUAUUGAAAAUAAUCAUGGUCAUAUUUGUUAUUACACUGGUUUGAACACUGCAUCACUGUAGGUUCACUAUAAUAAAAUCCUCAUUUUUAAAUGUGAGCCCAYU
This is a messenger RNA of Malurus melanocephalus (red-backed fairy wren), 3298 nucleotides long. RefSeq names its product collagen triple helix repeat containing 1 (gene CTHRC1). The coding region runs from base 59 to 802 and encodes 247 amino acids. The record is from RefSeq and is a predicted model, not a curated record. NCBI's taxonomy places the organism in Eukaryota, Metazoa, Chordata, Aves, Passeriformes, Maluridae. The transcript is spliced from 4 exons.